Molecule: messenger RNA, 1721 nt
Organism: Dendrobium catenatum
Lineage: Eukaryota; Viridiplantae; Streptophyta; Magnoliopsida; Asparagales; Orchidaceae
Product: probable serine/threonine-protein kinase PBL16
Exons: 6
Coding region: 359-1477 (372 amino acids)
Biological process (GO): protein phosphorylation
Molecular function (GO): ATP binding; protein kinase activity
Source: RefSeq, a predicted model, not a curated record
AAAAAAAGAAAAAAAUCACUUCGAAAAGGAGAGAAACCCACUGCAAUCUCUCCAUCUUGUUUUUUUUUUACCUCCAUUGUCACCCAGAGGACUUGGGGAAGUCUACCAGUUCUUUUUAUCUUCAGUCCUUCCUACUUCCUUCGUUGAAUAUUUAAUUUAUAAAAUCGCGGUUUUUUGUUGUUUCUUUCUGCUUUCCUCCCAUCUUUCUUUCUGUUGAAAUGAAAUUUAACUCCAUGUUCUGAAAAAGCUCAUUCCUUUGACUGUCCUUCUUACUCUCUCGCCCUUUCAACUUCUCUGUUUUUUUGUUCAUGGCGCCGGCUUCUUUCUGAGGCAGUAAAUUUGAGGUUUUUGAUCAAUUAUGGGAAAUUGCUUGUUCCUGGGGAAGCCUUUAGUUAACAGAGUAUCUUCUAAUGCGAAAUCAGAAUCUCCAGAAGCCACGAGCCUUCCAGUAGUGAAGGAGGAGGAGGAGGAGAAGGAGCAGGAACAUAGUAAAUUGCCAUCCAAUCCCGAGGAAGUUGAAAACUUUCGUAGGGAUUCUGCUGUAAACCCAUUGAUUGCUUUCACCUAUGAUGAACUAAAAGAAAUAAUCGGGGAUUUCAGGCAGGAAAACAUUCUGGGUGCAGGGGGGUUCGGAAUAGUUUAUAAGGGAGUAAUCACAGAAGAUUUCAGGAAGGGAUUACAAUCUCUUCAAGUUGCUGUUAAAGUUCAUGAUGGAGAUAGUUUCCAGGGCCAUAGGGAGUGGCUGGCAGAGGUCUUGUUCCUUGGGCAACUUUCUCAUCCAAAUUUAGUGAAAUUGGUUGGAUAUUGCUGCGAGGAAAACCACCGGGUUCUCAUAUAUGAGUUCAUGGCUCUGGGCAGUGUGGAAGCUAAUCUCUUUAAAAGAGUUCUACCUACACUUUCUUGGGCCAUUCGAGUGAAAAUUGCAUUUGGAGCUGCCAACGGUCUUGCUUUUCUCCAUGAAGCUAAAAUGCCAGUUAUUUUUCGUGAUUUUAAGACAGCUAAUAUUUUGUUAGAUGAGGAUUACAAUUCUAAACUUUCAGAUUUUGGGUUAGCAAAAGCUGGCCCUGUUGGCGACAUGUCUCAUGUAUCCACUAGAAUCAUGGGAACUCGUGGUUAUGCAGCUCCUGAGUACAUAAUGACAGGUCAUCUGACUGCAAUGAGCGACGUCUACAGCUUCGGCGUUGUACUCCUCGAACUAAUCACCGGACGAAAAUCCCUCGACAAAUCGCGGCCGGUGAAAGAGCAGACUCUUGCUGAUUGGGCUUUACCACUGCUCAUGCAGAAGAAGUCUCUCCUCAACAUUGUUGAUCCAAGGCUGGGUGGCGAUUACCCGGCGAAGGCGGUUCACAAGAUGGCCAUGUUGGCCUAUCAUUGUCUCAAUCGCAAUCCAAAGGCGCGGCCUCUCAUGAGAGACAUCGUAGAGACUUUGGAGCCUCUUCUGCUGCCAAUUGAAGUUGAAGAUAGCAACACCAGUUGAGCUGUUUUCUGUAAAAAAGAUAGCUUGUUAGCUGAUUGAUAGGAUCUUGUUGUUGAAAGAAACUGUUCUAUUUGUUGUGCUUUAGUUUUUGUUUUUAAGAUGUUAGGAAUGUAUGGAUUUGCCUACCGUGGAGGGCUGGCUUUUAAUACUGCAUUUUGUGUGUAUUAGCAUGAGAUAGGCAGCUUUUGCAUGUUUUCUCCUACAAGAUUUUUCUCAAAUAUAGAAAGUGAGAUAUGAUUUUCUU